GAGCAGACUAGGUUGGCGAGAAGCUUGUAUGAGGGAAGGCAGUGUACUCUGAAAAAUGGAGGUCGGAUCGAGGGGACCAGAUCACUCAGUCCAGCUGAAAACUGCUGAAGAACCUGCUGGUGCUGGCAGUGGCAGUGGUGGUGGCGCUCCUGCUUCGCAGAAUUGGCACUUCUUUCAGCACUGGCCCAGCAGCCAUGGCUUUGUCAUGCCCUGCACACACGCAUCAUCAUUCCUUUUCCACACUGAAUUGCCGGGCGGGCAGUCAAGUGGAGUGCGGCAGCCUCCCCUCUGUAAGUUACAAAUCUCGCGCAUAUUGCAGGAGUUACAGACAAUCUACAGCCCUGAAAUCAAGGGGGAUUGUUGGCAGCAACACUGCCGGAAGAACGUCAGUGAGAUGGCUUGAAGGCAGGAGUGCCCCACAGUCCACUUGUUACACGCACUGUUCAAUGCCGAGUAGUGCUGAAGAUGGGGAAUUGGACAGGAGGAUAGAAGUGCCGGCCGCUCAGAAGGUUGAAAGUGAUGCGAAUAAGUUGCAGAGUUUUACUUCGUUGAACUCGUCUUCAUCAAUGGCAUUCUUGGGCCUGGCCAUCGGGUGCAGCGUUCUGGUGGCCGGCGCGCUUUCGGAGCCGGCAAUUGCGGCCGACUUCGACCACCUGCAUAUCCCCCUAGACAAGGACAUGCGCGCGCUGGCUUUCAACUUUGACCCGCUGUACGACGAGUUUUGGGACAACGUUCGGCGAUUCAUUCUCUAUUUCUUCAGCGUGACCAGCGGGGGCUUUUACAUGUUGCGGUUCAUUGAAGAGCUUGUAAAGUCGCUAUCUAAGGCGGGUGUCUGCUCUUCAAAAGCUUGCUCAACACUAAAUCCCAAGCUCCAGUAG
Molecule: messenger RNA, 878 nt
Organism: Klebsormidium nitens
Lineage: Eukaryota; Viridiplantae; Streptophyta; Klebsormidiophyceae; Klebsormidiales; Klebsormidiaceae
Source: the annotation of a GenBank genome assembly